Molecule: messenger RNA, 1757 nt
Organism: Acipenser ruthenus (sterlet)
Lineage: Eukaryota; Metazoa; Chordata; Actinopteri; Acipenseriformes; Acipenseridae
Product: jupiter microtubule associated homolog 2-like
Exons: 5
Coding region: 104-649 (181 amino acids)
Cellular component (GO): nucleus
Source: RefSeq, a predicted model, not a curated record
GCAAGGGAGUAGCCCAGAAGGCGGAAUUAGUUAUCUCCGGUGAGCGGAGUUGAGUUGAGUGGAGUGAGAGCUGGUGGUGGAAGGGGAACAAAAAGCGGUAAUAAUGACUUCAACUAAUAUGUUUCAGGGUUUGGAUACCGGCUCGAAAUCCAGUUCCAGGGUCCUGAGGCCGCCAGGAGGGGGCUCCAGUAACUUGUUUGGGGGUGGGGAGGAGACCACUAGUCCCAACAGACAGCACAAGAUGGCCUCCAGUAUAUUCGCAGCCCCGGAGGCACCCCAGAGCCACCCGAAAAAGACCAACCCAUCAGGCGGCAAAGACAGCGAGAUAUUCGGAGGGGCACAGCCGAGCCAGCCCCUGCAGCACCCCCAACCUCUCGGAUCAAAGACCAGCAACAUCUUUGGAGAUUCAGUGAGCAGCUCCAUCGCACCCAUCCAUCCCAACAAGCCAAAGGAUACCAACAUCUUUGCGGGAAAGUCAACCGAGGAGAAAGGAGUGGAGUGUGUGGUGCAGAGGAGCGAGCAGAAGACGCAGGAGCCAGCCCCUCAGCCUAGUGUAGAUGAGCACGAGCCCAGACUGGGCCCUCGACCCCGGGCUCACAACAAGGUCAUCCAGCCUCCUGGGGGCAAGUCCAGUGUUGUCUUCUACUAACAAGAACCAGCCGCUGCUUUUGCACUCUCUCUCUCUCUCUGUUUCUGUAUCCCUCUCUUAACGACGCUGUCUUCUUAUAAACGAGAACCAGCCACUGCCUUGCACUCUCUCUAUGUGUUUCUGUAUCCCUCUCUUAACAGUGUUGUCUUCUACAAACAAGAACUAGCCACUGCCUUUGCACUCUUUCUGUGUUUCUGUAUCCCUCUCUUAACAGCGUUGUCUUCUUAUUAACGAGAACCAGCCACUGCCUUUGCACUCUCUCUCUGUGUUUCUGUAUCACUCUCUCUUAACAGUGUUGUCUUCUACUAAUAAGAACCAGCCACUGCCUUUGCACUCUUUCUGUGUUUCUGUAUCCCUUUCUCUUAACAGUGUUGUCUUCUACUAAUAAGAACCAGCCACUGCCUUUGCACUCUCUCUGUGUUUCUGUAUCCCUCUUAACAGUGUUGUCUUCUUAUAAACGAGAACCAGCCACUGCCUUUGCGCUCUCCUCUUUAGCUCUGUGUGAACUAAUAAAUGUACUGUAAAAGGUAGGUUUGUGAAGCAGUUGGUCUCUGCCUACCUGCGUGUGACCCCGGGAGGGUGGAGGCAGAUUCCUCAGGUCAUGUUCUAUAAUGAAAGGGCCUGCUGUAGCCCUGCUGGAACAGAGGCUACAUCGCCAUCCCUGUCUCCUUCAUCUCCCCCUGCGCUGAACAAUCCAGUCUGACUAAUCUCAUCCUUCUUUAUAGUCUGUUCAGGGAUUGCAGUCUCAAGCCCAAAGCAAAGACUUUAUUCCUAGGUUUUUUGUUUUUUGUUUACCAUUGCUGGUUAGAGGCAGAGUGUGGUAUUAGAAAUGAAAAGCUGCAAACACAUUAAACCUGUAGGACAAUGAGUACAUUAUUUGUUAUUUAAAAAAUCAAAUGAAACUAUUCUUUGUGGUAGGGUAGUUCCCUAGUUAUGUAGGGGGUUUAUUUGUGCAAUAGCAGUUCCUGUUCUCUGUCUAUCAAAGUGCCAGCCUUUGUGUGCCUUUUUAUAACAUACAAAUGUGCCUGGUUGGCACCGAGCAUAUAAGAAGAAUCUGUUUAUGUGUGCUGUAUAUCUCAAUAAACUUCUGUAUUUUCAUAAACUUUAA